CAGGGGGCGGGGCCUGUGAAGGGGGCGGGGCCUCCGCGGCCCAAAGGCACCUGAAGGUGGCAGGGGUCAAUGAUGGAGCUGAAUGAGGCAGCGGCCCCCCCCCCCCCCCCGGAGGGGAAGGGGGCAGUGUUGGAGACCCCGUACGGGCCUGUGGCCGUGGCCAUGCUGGGCACCCCCCGGCCUGGGCGGCCGGUGAUCCUGACCCUGCCGGAUGUGGGGCACACCAGCUGCUCCUGCUUCGGGCCCCUCUUUGCCCUGGAGGAGAUGCAGGAAUUGCUGAGGAGCUUCCUGGUCCUGCACCUGGAUCCGCCUGGGAUGGAGGCUGGAGCUGCGCCCUACCCCCCAGCGUACCAGUACCCAUCAAUGGAGCAAUUGGCCUCGAUGCUGCCCUGCAUCCUGCAGCCCCUCAACAUCAAGAGCAUCGUUGGCAUCGGGGUCGGGGCCGGAGCCUUCGUCUUGGCCAAGUUUGGGCUCCUGCACCCGGACGCAGUGGAGGGGCUGGUGCUGGUCAACAUCGACCCCAAGGCCAAGGGCUGGAUGGACUGGGCAGCACACAAGCUCUCGGGUCUGACGAUGUCCACCAAUGAGAUGAUCCUGGCGCAUCUCUUCACCCAGGCAGAGCUGUCGGACUCCCCCCCCUACGUGCAGCAGGUCAGGCAGCACCUCGAGGGUGGCACCAACAGUGCUCACCUAUGGACCAUGUACAGCAGCCGCGGGGACCUGGGCCUGCAGCGCAGCGGGGCCGGGAGCCUGCGGUGCCCGGUCCUAUUGGUCGUUGGGGAUGAGUCCCCCCACGUGGACGCGGUGGUGGAGUGCAAUGCGAAGCUGGACCCGACCCAAACCUCCUUCCUCAAGAUGGCGGACGGAGGGGGGCAGCCCCAGAUCACGCAGCCAGCCAGGCUGACCGAAGCCUUCAAGUACUUCCUGCAGGGAAUGGGCUACAUGGCAGCGUCGGCCAUGACGCGGCUGUCCCGGUCCCGCACGGCCUCAGUGUCCAGCUCCACGUCCGGGGAGGGGGAGCGAGGCCGGAGCCGGACCCUGUCCCGGGGCAGCACCGGGGGGGGAGCGGGGGGAACCGCACCGCAGUGAGACACCGACGGAGCACCAGGGAUCCCCAUUGACAUCCAUUGAUCCCAUUGAGAACCAUUGAUCCCUAUUGAUAACC
Melopsittacus undulatus (budgerigar) is the source of this 1165-nucleotide messenger RNA. RefSeq names its product protein NDRG2-like. Bases 70 to 1089 code for a protein of 339 amino acids. Gene Ontology annotation, biological process: signal transduction. NCBI's taxonomy places the organism in Eukaryota, Metazoa, Chordata, Aves, Psittaciformes, Psittaculidae. The record is from RefSeq and is a predicted model, not a curated record. Gene Ontology annotation, cellular component: cytoplasm. The transcript has 15 exons.